Messenger RNA from Etheostoma spectabile (orangethroat darter), 3592 nucleotides. It is a transcript of the gene marchf5l, whose product is annotated as membrane-associated ring finger (C3HC4) 5, like. Gene Ontology annotation, molecular function: zinc ion binding. Bases 212 to 1087 code for a protein of 291 amino acids. The record is from RefSeq and is a predicted model, not a curated record. Lineage: Eukaryota; Metazoa; Chordata; Actinopteri; Perciformes; Percidae. The transcript is spliced from 7 exons.
AUCUACCGUCACGGCCGCCGACCAAUCAGACAGCAGCUAAAACCCCUAGCUAGCUAGCCCCUGUCAGAAAGUUACAUUAGCAAAACACAGCACAAAGUACGGAUUACACACUAACUAAUUACACACACAUUUGGAUAUAUUCUUAUUUCUCAGGGUCCCUGCUGCAGGCUGAUGGGUUCAGGUUAGCAGCCAGCAGAGCGUAGUCAGCAACAUGGCCGUCGCUGAGGAGCAGCCGGAGAAACACUGUUGGGUGUGUUUUGCCACGGAGCGAGACGACCUCAGUGCAGAGUGGGUGAGCCCCUGCCGGUGUAAGGGCUGCACCAAGUGGAUCCACCAGGCCUGUCUGCAGCGCUGGCUGGACGAGAAGCAGAAAGGGAACAGCGGGGGGGCGGUCAGCUGUCCCCAGUGUGGCACCGAGUACCGCAUCACCUUCCCCAAGAUGGGCCCGUUGGUGUAUUUCCUGCAGCAGGUGGACCGAGCUCUGUCCCGGGCCAGUCCAUUCGCAGCCGUGGGGGUGGUGGUCGGGACCGUGUACUGGUCUGCCGUCACAUACGGAGCCGUGACCGUCAUGCAGGUCCGUAACGAAAGAAGGGUCUUGUAUGUGAUGGAGCGAGCCGACCCACUCUUCCUGAUCAUGGGGUGCCCCACCAUCCCCGUGGUGCUGGUUCUGGGGAAGAUGUUCCGCUGGGAGGACUACCUGGUCCGGCUCUGGCAGAGGUACUGCUGCAAGGGGAAGCUCCAGCCAGGUGCCCGGCGCUACGUCCCCCGAGUCCCUGCAGACGGGUUCGGAGCAGGAGACCACCUCUCGGUGUCCAGGACUCUGUGUGGAGCGCUGGUCUUCCCCUCCAUCGCCAGCCUGGUGGGACGGCUGCUGUUCAGACGGAUGUCCUCUAGUCUGCAGCGCACUGUGCUGGGCGGCAUCGCGUUUGUGUUGAUUAAGGGAGUUCUGAAGGUGUAUUUCAAACAGCAGCAGGUCAUCAUGCAGACCAGCCGCAUCAUCCUCAACUACCCCGAGAGGAGCAGAGACGGACAGAGUGAGGGUGGAGAGGAAGACACGGAGGACACAGAGGACAGUGGAAACGAAUAGAUUUACCAACGUGGAGAGACAAGAGAAGGACAACUGUGUGGGCAGACAUGGUGGCUCAAAAGCAAAAUGUAUUUAACUUUAAAAACACAAAGGUGAGUGCUACUGUAGAGGAGGAGGGGGGGUUGGGUCUGAAGAUGUGCGUCUGUUGAAGAGAAACUCCGGGAUGUCUUCAGCCUGGACCCUAAUGUCCCCUGCUUUGGUUGUCUUGAUGUCUGAUGUGUCUCUAGACGUUAAAUAAGUCGGCCUUCACUACUGAACUUUUGACCUUUUGUUAAAUUCACACACAUAUAGAAAUGUCCUCCGCCAAGACAUAUCCUGGCUCACAGUGUAAAUGCAAAUUUUCCAAUUAUCCCGACGCCACAUGAAAGCAGCACACACCCAAUCUAAAAUUCCCUUUGGGAUGAAUGACAUAUCUAUCUAUCUAUCUAUCUAUCUAUCUAUCUAUCUAGUAAUGAUAACACAAGUGGGAGAACAUUUGUGUAUUCGCAACUGUGAUUUGGAUCCACUCCCACACGCACACACACAUCACACACACACACAGACAUUCAUACACACACACACACAAGAUCUGACACACACACAGACAUUCAUACACACACACACACACACAAGAUCUGACACACACACAGUCAUGCACAAACAUUUAAUAAUGCAGCAGCUUCAUUUUAACAUUAAGAACUUCCACCCCAAAGUUUGAUUAAAGGACUUUUUGCUUCUACAUCCAUGGUGAAAAGGAAGAUAUUAUGUCAGAUCACUGUAACAAAGAUCAUGUUAACCCAGCCAGCCAGAAUGAAUAUGAAUGUCUGACUCCUGAGUUAAUUCUUACUUAUUAUUUAGCCUGAUCACUGUGUAUACUACUGUCUCCCUGUUAUGUGCCUUAUCUGAAGCACUUUGUCUGCCAAACACUGGACUGUAACAUAAAGGUAAUGCAGACAUGAUUUCCUGGCCUACGUUAUACUUUACUACUCUAAAGAUUUCCUAACUUUUUGAAGAUGUUUCAGAACUCGGUCGUGCUGAACGUGUCCGGGCUUUCAGCUGACUUUAUGAUUCGGUUGUGUAAAGGGUGGUGCUGCUUGCAAACUCAAUCAGUUGUACUGUGGACUCUGAUCCGUGUUAUCUGAUGCAAACUGAAGUCACUUUUAUGGCUCACACACACACACACACACACACACACACACACACACAGGGUCACAGUGUGCAGUGUGGAGGGCCGGGUACCGAAGUCACUACUGUUAUCGACCGAUUUCUCUAAAGUAUCGAGUUUUGAAAAAUGCCUCAUCAUUCAAUAUCACAUUUCAAAACCUAAGGAGUAAAGCACAUCAGUGUCAGUGAGCCAAUCAACACGCAGCAUGUGUCUACCAAGAUCUAACGGUGUUUGUGAUUGGCUGACGCAGAGACACCCAGGAGGAACUCUACGCUUAUUGAUUACCUGUCAUUUUAAAUGAUUCUGAUGAGUGAAUAUUUCAUUUCAUUUUAUUUUUUUAAAUUAUAAAGGCCUAUACCGAUAGAUCGGUAAAAUGCCUAAUAUCGGCCGAUAAUAUCGGUCGGGCUCUAAAAUGUUCCCGCAGCUCCCAGAACUAAAAGGAGACCGAACAAAGCAUUUCUCAGUUGUACUGUGCUCGAGUCGGUGGUGGUUAUCGGGCGAUUGUCUGUUUUGCACUUCCUCUUGUGGCAGGAAUAAGAAGUUUAAGAUGUUUUAUUAUAGGUUUGAAAAUAAAGAUGAAUAAAUACGCCACGCUCAGAUGGAUUUCUGAUUGAAAACACGAGUUCCAGGGGCACGUUCACUGUGAAAACACUGGGUUUGCCCCGGUGGGGGCGGAGCUGCACGAUGUAAUGGACGAUAUUACAUCAUUGUGACGAUGUAAUAGACGACAUUACAUCAUCGUGACGAUGUAAUAGACGACAUUACAUCAUCGUGACGAUGUAAUAGACGAUAUUACAUCAUCGUGACGAUGUAAUAGACGACAUUACAUCAUCGUGACGAUGUAAUAGACGACAUUACAUCAUCGUGACGAUGUAAUAGACGACAUUACAUCAUCGUGACGAUAUGUGUGAUUUACACAGUUUUUACACGCAGAUGCUGAGAGUGAUUGACGUUGCAAUUGCGUUGUGAUUCACAGAAACGGGAGAGGAUGAUCCAUUUUUAUAUCAUUCUCAUUUUAAUUGAAAUAUAUUGAAAUUAAGUCAAUUCAAAAGAUGACAGUGUGAUUUCUGCGAGGAUCUAUAGCUAACAAAGCUGUUUCCUUCUUAGUUAUUGGGUUUAUUUGGAACAUGUAAAAAAAUAUAUAAAGUAUGUAUGUAUACUGUCAGUAUAUGUAUGUGUGUGUGUGUGUGUGUGUGUAUAUAUAUAUAUAUACUGUAUAUGUGUAUAUAUAUGUACAUAUAUACUGUGUGUGUGUGUGUGUGUACACAGACAUCUCAGCAGAAUUAUCCAAACUUAUUGUGAUUCAAAUAAGAAAUUCCCAUGUUCACAAAGGAGUAGGAAAAAGUAAAAAAAAAAAAAAA